GCCACGCCCCGACCCCUCGAUCCCAUCCCCCCACUCCUUCCCUCUCUCCCUCCCCACAGAUCUCCCAUGCCCCAAGCACGUCCAUGGCCGCGUCAUCGUCGUUCCCAUGGCCGGAGCCGUCCCCGACCCGUGAGGUUAUGCUCUGCAGCUCCGUUGGCCUCGUCUGCAUCGCCUACAACCUUCGGUUCGAGCUGAAGCCCUCCACAACCUCGCCAUCUGGUCGUCUUCCCCGCCACGGCCACGGCGCCAUCGCCGUGGAUCUCCAUCACCGGCGCCUCCCGGCGGUUCGAGGCACGUCCACGACCUCCCUCGAAAUGCUGGAGUCCAGGAGCCAGACGCCACCGUCGACGAUGACCCCUACUACACCGGAGGUGCCUACUACUACGUGCAGCCCGCUGACGACGACCAGGAGUAGUUAGGAGGAUCCCAGGCAGG
Molecule: messenger RNA, 435 nt
Organism: Triticum aestivum (bread wheat)
Lineage: Eukaryota; Viridiplantae; Streptophyta; Magnoliopsida; Poales; Poaceae
Exons: 2
Coding region: 84-419 (111 amino acids)
Source: RefSeq, a predicted model, not a curated record